This is a messenger RNA of Heterostelium album PN500, 2886 nucleotides long. It is a transcript of the gene psmD1, whose product is annotated as 26S proteasome regulatory subunit S1. Gene Ontology annotation, molecular function: enzyme regulator activity. Bases 1 to 2886 code for a protein of 961 amino acids. The record is from RefSeq and is a predicted model, not a curated record. Lineage: Eukaryota; Evosea; Eumycetozoa; Acytosteliales; Acytosteliaceae. Gene Ontology annotation, biological process: proteasome-mediated ubiquitin-dependent protein catabolic process; regulation of protein catabolic process. The transcript has 7 exons. Gene Ontology annotation, cellular component: proteasome complex; proteasome regulatory particle, base subcomplex; nucleus.
AUGGGUGUAACAUCAGUAGCUAACUAUCUCUCAUUGUUGGAAGAGGAUCAAUCUGAACUUCAAUCGUUUGCAUUGGACAAGUUGAAUGCAAGUAUCGAUGAGUUUUGGCCAGAGGUUGCUUCGUCCAUCAAUAAAAUUAAAAAGCUAUCAGAUCAAAAAUCAUUCUCACAACAUGAACUCGCCAGUUUAAUCUUAUCGAAAGUAUAUUACCAUCUUGGUGAUUUUAAUAAUUCAAUGGCUGCCGCUUUGUCAUCUGGUUCAUUGUUCAACGUAUUAUUAAAGAGUGAAUAUGUUGAAACUUUAUUAUAUAAAUUCAUUGAUGAAUAUAUUAAAGUAAAGAAUGAGAAUAAACCAGUAGAUCCAAGAUUAGAGUCAAUCGUAAUGGGAAUGUUUGAUAGAUGUUUUAAGGAAGGAUCCUAUAAACAAGCAUUGGGUAUUGCUAUUGAGGCAAGAAGAUUGGAUAUCAUUGAAAAGGCAAUUGCAGAUUCAUCGAAUGUACAAGGAAUGCUCACAUACUGUCUUAACAUUUGCAAUACGAUCGUAUCGAAUCGUGCAUUCCGUCAAUCAGUGUUGAACAUCCUCGUCAAACUCUACCUCACUCUCGAGAAGCCAGAUUUUGUCAGCAUCACCCAAUGUCUUAUAUUCUUGGAUGAUGCUCAUGAAAUUGCUACCAUCCUGUUGAAUUUAAUUAAGAAAGAUGAUAAUUCAGUAUUGUUAGCAUAUCAAUUGGCAUUUGAUUUGUUCCAAAAUGGUACACAACAGUUUUUGGCAAAUAUUAGAAAGUUGUUGCCAGCAGCAGCUGCUGCCGCUACCCAAUCCAGUGGUGAGGGUGCAAACAAAGAAGGUACAAUCGCAGCUGACAAAAUGCAAAUCGAUGGUGACAAUAAUAACAAUAACAACAAACAACAAGACGACAGUUUCGCUGCAAGAUUAGAAAGAUUAAGAUCGAUUCUAUCUGGUGAGCAAUCGAUUUCAUUAUAUUUAGAAUUCCUAUAUAGACAUUGUAAUACUGAUUUACAUGUAUUACAAAUUAUGAAGGCUGUUAGUGAAUUACACAAAGGAGCAAUCUUUUAUACUGGAACAUUGUUUGCCAAUGCAAUUAUGCAUGCAGGUACCACCAAAGAUACCUAUUUGAGAGAGAAUCUAGAGUGGUUGUCAAAGGCUACUCAUUGGACAAAGUUCACUGCCACCGCUAGUUUGGGUGUUAUCAAUCGUGGUCAGAUCAAGGACAGCAAGAUUCUAUUGAAGUCCUACCUACCGGGACCAACUGUAAAUGCCACACCAUACUCAGAGUCUGGUGCUUUGUAUGCCCUCGGUCUCAUCCAUGCCGGUCACGGUGAGGACGUCUCUUCCUAUCUCUUGGAGAAGCUACAUUUGAACAAUGUGAUCCUUCAUCACGGUGCAUCGCUUGGUCUCGGUUUGGCCUCGAUGGCAACUUGCAACGAUGAGAUCUAUGAAGAGCUCAAGGGUAUUCUCUAUCACGACGAUGCCAUCAGUGGUGAAGGUGCCGGUAUUGCAAUGGGUCUUGUAAUGUUGGGUAGCGGUUCUCCAAAGGCUAUCGAUGAAAUGUUGGCAUAUGCCCACGAGACUCAACACGAAAAGAUUAUCAGAUCACUCGCCAUGGGUCUUGCCUUCUUAAUGUACGGAAAAGAAGAAGCUGCCGAUACUUUAAUUGAACAAUUAAUUACUGAUAAAGAUCCACUUUUAAGAUAUGGUGGUAUGUAUUGUAUUGCUAUGGCCUAUUGUGGAACUGGAAAUAAUGAUGCUUUGAGAAAAUUGUUACAUUAUGCCGUUAGUGAUGGUAACGACUCGGUAAGAAGAGCUUCAGUUACAUGUAUUGGUUUUGUUUUGUCAAAGCAACCAGAGAAGUGUCCAAAGACCGUGUUGUUGUUGAGUGAGUCCUACAAUCCACACGUUAGAUAUGGAUCUGCUUUGGCUCUCGGUAUUGCAUGUGCUGGUACUGGAAAUCGUGAGGCACUCGAUAUCUUAAAGUCAUUGACCACCGAUACUGUUGGUUUGGUCAGACAGGGUGCCUGGAUUGCCAUUGCCAUGAUCUUGAUCCAAUCGACCAAAGAACAAUACUCAGAGACCGAAGCAUUCCGCAAGCAGAUGAUCACCUGUAUCAGUGAUAAGCGUGAGGAUGCCAUGUCCAAGUACGGUGCCAUCCUCGGCCACGGUAUUAUCGAUGCCGGUGGUCGUAAUACCACCAUCUCACUGUUCUCGCCAAGUGGACAAAAGAAUAUGCAUGCUAUCGUUGGUAUUGCCGGAUUCCUCCAAUUCUGGUACUGGUACCCAAUGACACACUUCUUUGGUUUGGCAUUGACACCAACCGCCAUCAUCGGUGUCAACAAGAACCUCGAGAUGCCAGCUUUCAGCUUCAAAUCCAAUUGUAAACCAUCUUUAUUCGCAUAUCCACCAGACACCAAGCCAUCGACCUCCAACCAACCAUCCAAGAUUGAAACUGCUAUUCUCUCGGUUUCUCGUAAGAACAAACUGCAAUCGAGUCGUUCGUCCACCAACGUUGCAGCAGAGAUCGAAAAGGAAAAGAAAGAGAAGGAGCAAAAGGAGAAGGAAGAGAAGGAACAGAAAGAGAAAGAAGAGAAAGAGGCCAAGGAAAAGGAACCAUUGUUUGAUAGAAAACAAAAUCCAGCAAGAAUCACACCAAAGCAAUUGCAAUACGUUGUUUUCGAUGAAACCAGAUACACUCCAAUCAAGAAGAUUCAAUCAAUAGGUGUAGUCGUUCUAAGAGAUAAUAACCCAGAAGAACCAGAGCAAUUGGUCGUCAAAGAGAAACCCGCUGUAAAAUCACCAGUUACCACCUCCAAAGGUCAAAAGGCCGUUUUAGAAGAACCAAAGACACCCCAACCAUUCGAAUUUACCGAUUAA